Eremothecium cymbalariae DBVPG#7215 is the source of this 1656-nucleotide messenger RNA. RefSeq names its product Tcm62p (gene TCM62). Gene Ontology annotation, molecular function: ATP-dependent protein folding chaperone; protein-folding chaperone binding. Lineage: Eukaryota; Fungi; Ascomycota; Saccharomycetes; Saccharomycetales; Saccharomycetaceae. The record is from RefSeq and is a predicted model, not a curated record. The transcript has a single exon. Bases 1 to 1656 code for a protein of 551 amino acids. Gene Ontology annotation, biological process: protein import into mitochondrial intermembrane space; apoptotic mitochondrial changes; protein refolding. Gene Ontology annotation, cellular component: mitochondrial inner membrane; mitochondrial matrix.
AUGCUGGUCCGAAAAGGGUUUAUUCGUGGUGUGCAAACCCUACACACUCCGAUUCUCAACACGAAUCAUCUUUCUACGAGACAGGGAUUACUACACCACAUCAGGUUAUUGGAUGAUGUGUUGAAUCGCACUAGUUACAACAAAACACUUCUAUUUGAAGGCAAAUACAAGAGGUUGCCAUCGUUCAUUACAUCAAGGGAUACUGUUAGAUUGGAAAACGUCAUACGUGAAUUUACAGAUGGUCUGCAGAUGGCGCAAGCUCUCGAUACAAGCUUGCAACUAAAUCCUAACGAAAAAUUAGGCAAGAUUGGUUUGCAACUGUUUAUGGAGUGCCAUAGGAAUAUGAUAGUUCCAACCAGUACAUCGCUUACGAUUUCACUGAUGAACGAAUAUAACAAGUAUCCAUCAAAAGAAACAUUAGAUGGAAUUCUUCGAGGGAUUCGGAAGGUAUAUACUCAUUUGGACAGUCAUAAGUUUCACCUGAAGGAACCAGCGGAUAUUGACUCACUAGUGGACAGAUUAGCAUUCUCCCAGGCGAAUGCAGCUACAGUCAAAAAUGCUUUAAGGAUUUUAAAUUAUGAACUUUACAGCGAUGAUAAGGUCAGGGUUGUUCGUGGCCGGAAAACAAGUGAUGAGAUCGAAGUAUCGAAGGGAUGGAAAUACGCUGCUGGUAUCCCUACUUUAAGCGAUGCUUACACGCGCUCUUUAGAUCUUCACAACAGAAAACUAGUGAGUAUAAAUGAGCCUAGUUUGGUAUUGGUGUAUGAUGGUACCUUGCGUGAUGCAAAUAAAAUUUUGCCCACUUUGCAUUAUGCUUUUAAAGAGGAGAAGCCUGUCCUAUUGAUAGUAAACGGAGAGAUUGUUGGUGAUGCUUUAACAGCGAUUACAAUACACAACAAUAAGAGUAAACGUAAUAAGAAUGCUUCCACUGCAGUUAUUUUAAGGUACAUUGCAAGAGACCACAAUGGUUUACAUAUACAAGAGAACUACAAUUUAAUAAAUUUCUUAAAACUUCCACGCGGUGUAGGCAGCAUAUACAAUCCAGAGUUUUGUGAUUACGUCCCAAGCAAGCAAACAGCAAAGCACUAUUUUGGGUCAAUUGAAUCUAUUAAAGCCACGUCAGGUGAGUGUUUCCUCUACAAUGAUAACCAUGAUGGGGUCGACAAUCCGGCUCUCAGAUCAACAGUCACUAUUUAUGUGGGUGGAACUAGCGAGGUAGAAAUCGACAGACGAAGGGCAAUAAUAGACAAUAUAAUAAACCAAUAUCUAUGUCACGGUCUAUCAAAGGGAUUCGUUCCCACAUUCGGAAUUGCCCUUGCUAAAUGCAUUGGCCCUAUAAGCCAACUGGGACCCGAUUAUAAAGACACGCGCAUGGUCCUGGAAAGUUUAGCCCUCCCAAUGGAGAACGCAAUCCGCAACUUAUACGGUAUAAGCAACUACGAGGUGAGUAAGAUUGUCUCCGACACAAUUUUGGACCCCCGGUUCUCAUACGCAAUCCUCCCCUCUGGCUCCACAAACACGAUCAGUAAGGGCUACUUGGAACCAUGGUCCUUUGUUGAAAACGCCCUCACAGGUGUAUCAUCCUUCCUAUCCUUGCUCAACAGUUGCGACCUUCUUGUAUCAUGCAUAUUCGACAAACCGAAAAGAAGACAUUGA